UCGGAGUCUUGUAGCAUGAUGGGAUUCAUUACCCUAGCAGAAGGAGGUCGGAUUUAGUGAAGCUGAGUCGAAUGGGAAGCCGGGUCCUUGAGCCAGGAGAUGCCUCGGUGAAGCACAGACGAGGGUCGCGACUCCGACCACCACUAGCUGUCGUUUUCUUGCAAUGGGCCACUUUCGCUCGAGUUUGGUAUCUCUUAGAUGGGAAAAUGCAGCCCCCUGGCAAACUUGCUGCCCUGGCAUCAGUUAAACUUCAAGGAUUGCAUAAACCUGUGUACCAUCAACUGAGUGACUGUGGAGAUCAUGUUGUCAUAAUGAACACAAGGCACAUUGCAUUUUCUGGAAACAAAUGGGAACAAAAAGUAUACUCCUCACAUACUGGUUACCCAGGUGGAUUUAGACAAGUAACAGCUGCUCAUCUUCACCAGAAGGAUCCAGUGGCAAUUGUUAAACUAGCUAUUUAUGGCAUGCUGCCAAAAAACCUUCACAGAAGAACUCUGAUGCAGAGGUUGCAUCUUUUCCCAGAUGAGGAUAUACCAGAAGAUAUUCUUAAGAAUUUAGUGGAAGAGCUUCCUCAACCACGAAAAGUGCCCAAACGUCUAGAUGAGUACACACAAGAAGAAAUAGAGGCUUUCCCAAGAGUUUGGUCUCCACCUGAAGAUUAUCGCCUAUAGGAGAAGGCACAUCUCAGAAAAUAACUGAUGAUUGCAACUGGUGAAAAAACUGCCUUUUCACAAGAAAGCUGUUCUGGGUGCUGGAACUUUGUGGGGAAAGGUCAGGAAGGGAUAUUCCUUCAACAGGAAAUUGCAAUAAAAUACGUUAUUAUAUAGAAUUGUUUUAUUAUGUAAUCUGAUUUGAAUGUUAUAAAUGAUGAUAAAAAUAAAAUUGCUUACUU
Hippopotamus amphibius kiboko is the source of this 892-nucleotide messenger RNA. RefSeq names its product mitochondrial ribosomal protein L13 (gene MRPL13). Gene Ontology annotation, molecular function: mRNA binding; structural constituent of ribosome. Lineage: Eukaryota; Metazoa; Chordata; Mammalia; Artiodactyla; Hippopotamidae. Bases 72 to 671 code for a protein of 199 amino acids. The transcript has 7 exons. Gene Ontology annotation, cellular component: ribosome; mitochondrial large ribosomal subunit. The record is from RefSeq and is a predicted model, not a curated record. Gene Ontology annotation, biological process: translation; negative regulation of translation.